CCAAGGAGGAGCUUUCAUCUCCAUCCCAUAAUGCUCGGCUUCUUUUCGCCGCACACCCCUCAAGAUGGCUGCUGUUACUCGCUGGAGCAAAAGGUUUUGCAAAACCGACUGGCUGCCCACCCUUCAACUUAUUCGCCAUGGCUCCAAAGCUGUCACUCGCCAUUGGAGACCUAUGCAUUUUGUGCGUCAGAAGCUGAUGGAGGUGACAAAAUACAUCCCACCAAAGCCUUUGAUCCCAGAGGGGUGCAUCAAACCCCAAGUGAAACAAGUUGAAGAGGAAAAUGGCUACGUGAAGCUGUUGCGUCGAGAUAUCAAACAAGCGUUCCACGAGAGUAAAAUGAUUGCUAUCUGCCAGUACAACCCAGUUCCAUCAAAUGACAUGGUACUCAUGGGGCAUCGACUGCGGAAGUACAACAUCCAUGUUAAAUACUUCCCCAACGAGGUCAUGAUACCCUUUCUUUUGGAAUCCAAAUAUAAGAAUCUACUCCCUCUCUUUGUGGGGCGCAACCUCCUACUGAUGAGUCCGGAAACGAGGGCACAGGAAAUGCUGCGAGUCCUGAGGGGUGUGCCACAGAUCAAUCUCCUAGGAGCUUGUGUUGACAACACCAUCCUAAGCAAACAAGGUUUCGCAAACUAUGCCAAACUGCCGUCCAUGGUGACUGCCCAAGGGGAGGUUGUGGGUGCUCUCUCUCUCAUGACAUCCCAGACUAGCACACUUCUACAACGCGGCCCUGUUCACUUGACUUCCUUGCUGGACCAGUAUGUCAAACAGCAAAACUGUGAAUCUGUUGAAGCAAAGGAGACAGGGACUCUGGACAAGUCAGAAGCCCUUUGAUGAAUGUUCUUCCCAAUUCUGCUCAUUGCUUCAGGCACAGCUGUUGGUUGCAUGUUUGUAUCCUGGGUGGGGCAAAGUUGGAUGGCUAAAUUCUGUAUACCAAGCCAAUUUGGAAAUGAGGACCGGAUCAUGAACGUGGUAUAUGCUGGAAUGCAGAUUUCCAUCUGGAUAUUGAGGCAGUACUUGAUUCACAACUCUUGUUGAUUUAGCAAGCAUGAAAGCACACCGAUGGAAGUUUAUUAUCAAUUAAAAGAAGACUUCACAGGCUGAUAAAUAGAGAGGCAAAGUGUUAAAUGCGGCCUAAUGUUCAUCUCUGUGGUACAGCUUCCUAAAAAAAUUAUGUCGCGUGCUCACUGUUGUAAUAUUAUUAAAUAUUUUUAAGCAUC
Zootoca vivipara (common lizard) is the source of this 1221-nucleotide messenger RNA. RefSeq names its product mitochondrial ribosomal protein L10 (gene MRPL10). The record is from RefSeq and is a predicted model, not a curated record. Lineage: Eukaryota; Metazoa; Chordata; Lepidosauria; Squamata; Lacertidae.